CGUGUCGCGAAAGAAAAAUUCGCACUAGCGCCUCCCCACCCCACCUGCCCACAUCAGCACCACGCCAUCGCGCCCCGCCCGAGCGCCAGCGACGGUCGCCAUCCCUGCUUCGCCGCCGCCGCCGCCAUGCGCCGGUUCGCAGCCGACAGGGCGCGCCGCGCGGUGGCCGCGUCCCUGCGGGGCGCCGCCUCCUCCAGAUCAGCCGCUCCGUCGCCCCUCGCUCCGGCGCCGCGCUAUCCAGCUCCUCCCGUGGGGGCGGCGGCGAUGGCGGCGGCCCUCGCCAGGACCAUGUCCACGGCCGCCGCGGGAACGCCCCCAGUGUCGAUGGAUACCAUCAACCCCAAGGUCUUGAAGUGUGAAUAUGCAGUUCGAGGAGAGAUUGUUACACAUGCUCAGAACUUACAACAAGAAUUACAGAAAAAUCCAGAUUCACUUCCUUUUGAUGAGAUACUUUACUGCAAUAUUGGGAAUCCCCAAUCCCUUGGCCAACAGCCAGUUACAUAUUUCAGAGAAGUCCUCUCUUUAUGUGAUCAUCCAGGUCUCUUGGACAAAAGUGAAACUCAUGCUCUAUACAGUUCAGAUGCUAUAGAGAGAGCAUGGCAAAUUCUGGAGAAGAUAGCAGGAAGAGCGACGGGAGCCUAUAGCCAUAGUCAGGGUAUAAAAGGUUUGCGUGAUGAAAUUGCAGCUGGAAUUGCUGCCCGUGAUGGGUUUCAUGCCAGCGGAGACAACAUCUUCCUAACAGAUGGAGCAAGCCCAGCAGUGCACAUGAUGAUGCAAUUGUUGAUAGGGUCUGAGAAGGAUGGCAUUCUCUGCCCUAUUCCACAGUACCCACUGUAUUCUGCAUCGAUUGCUCUUCAUGGGGGUUCCCUUGUUCCUUAUUUCCUUGAUGAAGAGACAGGGUGGGGACUUGAGGUUGAUGAGCUAAAGAAACAACUGGAGGAGGCUCGAUCUAAGGGCAUCACUGUCAGGGCACUUGUUGUCAUAAAUCCUGGAAAUCCAACGGGACAGGUUCUUGCUGAGGAAAACCAAAAGAAAAUUGUCGAAUUCUGCAAGAAUGAAGGGCUUGUUCUUCUUGCAGAUGAGGUUUACCAAGAAAAUAUAUAUGUUGAAGAUAAGCAAUUCCACUCAUUCAAAAAAGUUGCACGAUCAUUGGGAUACACUGAUGACGAUCUUCCCUUGGUAUCAUUCCAUUCGGUUUCUAAAGGCUACUAUGGAGAAUGUGGAAAACGAGGUGGUUACAUGGAGAUAACUGGAUUCAGUCCUGAAGUACGGGAACAGAUUUACAAGUUGGCAUCAGUAAAUCUGUGCUCCAAUGUCUCAGGCCAAAUACUUGCUAGUCUUGUAAUGAACCCACCAAAGGCUGGGGAUGAAUCCUUUGAAUCAUUCAUGGUAGAGAGGGAUGGUAUCCUUUCAUCAUUGGCUCGCCGUGCAAAGGCUUUGGAAGAAGCAUUCAAUAGUUUAGAAGGUAUCACAUGCAACAAAGCCGAGGGUGCAAUGUAUCUGUUCCCACGCCUUCAUUUGCCCCAGAAGGCAAUUGGAGCUGCCCACGCAGCUGGCACUGCCCCAGAUGCAUACUACGCCAAACGCCUUCUAGAAGCCACUGGAAUUGUCAUUGUCCCUGGUUCUGGUUUUGGACAGGUCCCUGGAACAUGGCACUUCAGAUGCACGAUCUUGCCGCAGGAGGACAAAAUACCAGCAAUCAUAUCUAGUUUCAAGGAGUUUCACGAGAAGUUCAUGGAUGAGUUCCGUGAUUAAAUAUACAGACUUGUACCAAAACGUGCUGACACUGGGCGUCCACCUCAGACUCGGCAUACCAUCAGAUUUCUGUCAGAGGCAUUCUGUAAUUGUCUUUCUGAUGAAAUAAUAAGGUCACCCCUGGCAUCCCUUCAUCCUUUGGAUGCUACAACCAAAUUUUUCCCAGCUUUUGUUACAGGCAAAUGUUAGAUGAAACUUUACAGAAUCUCGAGCGUGGCAAAACCAUGCUUCUGUUUGCCUUGUGAUAAGUGUAAUUUAGGCUCAUGGCCCUGAUGUGUACAAACUUACCCGAAUUUUGAGGUCAAUUGAAAUUACUCAGCACAUCCCUGAAAUUCUACCUUA
Panicum virgatum (switchgrass) is the source of this 2097-nucleotide messenger RNA. RefSeq names its product alanine aminotransferase 2-like. NCBI's taxonomy places the organism in Eukaryota, Viridiplantae, Streptophyta, Magnoliopsida, Poales, Poaceae. The coding region runs from base 127 to 1755 and encodes 542 amino acids. Gene Ontology annotation, biological process: biosynthetic process. The record is from RefSeq and is a predicted model, not a curated record. The transcript is spliced from 15 exons. Gene Ontology annotation, molecular function: L-alanine:2-oxoglutarate transaminase activity; pyridoxal phosphate binding.